Messenger RNA from Rotaria sp. Silwood1, 324 nucleotides. The record is from the annotation of a GenBank genome assembly. Lineage: Eukaryota; Metazoa; Rotifera; Eurotatoria; Philodinida; Philodinidae.
AUGUUACCAAAUUGGCCAGUAAUUUUACAUUUUCUGUCAACUUUGCCAGAAUUGAGUUCGUUACGAGUGUCUAUAUUUGACUUACCAAAAACUAUUGAUGACGAAGAUUGUCAAAUAAUUGCAAAGGCAACAUCAUUGUUGAGAGGUUUUGGUUUUUACUUUCGACGAAAAUUCAGUUCAUUAGAUGAUGAUAUAAAAACUACAUUUGAAGAUCAUACAAAAUUUAUUAAACAGUUAUGUGAUCAAAUACUCCAAUUAUGUCUUAAUAAACAACUUUAUUUUUCAAUCGAAGAUGAUGGUUGUGGACUCACAAUAUGGUUCUAA